Messenger RNA from Pseudoliparis swirei, 2286 nucleotides. RefSeq names its product X-linked inhibitor of apoptosis (gene xiap). Gene Ontology annotation, biological process: negative regulation of apoptotic process; regulation of cell cycle; positive regulation of protein ubiquitination. Gene Ontology annotation, molecular function: ubiquitin protein ligase activity; cysteine-type endopeptidase inhibitor activity involved in apoptotic process. The transcript is spliced from 8 exons. Bases 261 to 1625 code for a protein of 454 amino acids. The record is from RefSeq and is a predicted model, not a curated record. Gene Ontology annotation, cellular component: cytoplasm; nucleus. Lineage: Eukaryota; Metazoa; Chordata; Actinopteri; Perciformes; Liparidae.
GCGAAUUAAAAAAAACUUUCCAUAUGUCACAUUGGUGGUCAGAUCACGUGGGAUGUGCGCGACGAGGUGCGCGCGCAUCCCGUUGCUUCCGCUUCCUGGAAGUCCGGUCACGUCAAAUAAACAGUUCCCCUUUAAUUCACUGCAUUCCUCUGCAGGCGGGAUUCGCGGCCAAAGACCCCUUUAAGUUAAAGACCGGAGAAGUCGGCUGUCAGUAAUUCUUUCAUCGAGCACCACUCCGCAGUUUCCUGCCGGGCUCCAUCAUGUGUGAUCUCGGACAAGACAGCAACUUGGAGACGGACGACUACACGGCGGAUUAUUCCCAGAUGAACCGCCGCCUAGACUCAUUCCGCGGCUCCGGUUUGGCCCAGCUGGUCCCAGCAGAGAACUUGGCCCGGGCCGGUUUCUACUUCACUGGCCCUGACGAUCGUGUCCGCUGUUUCAGUUGCCAGAAGACGGUGGAAAACUGGUGCAUGGGAGACGCACCUGUGGAGAGACAUAAAGAGGUUUCCCCAUCAUGCAGCUUUCUCAUCUGCACCCACCGCACCAACUUCAACCUCAGAUGUGAAAACAGGAUGACCAACGGCUCCACGUCCAGCGAAGAAGCGGAAGACAUGGAGUAUCGCUUGAGGACAGGAGAGGUGGUCGAUGAGUCCACCUACCCGAUGGCCCCUCACAUGAGAAGUGAGGAGGCCAGGCUUCAGACCCUCUCUUCUUGGCCCUCUACUGCUCCCGUGAGACCCAGAGAUCUGGCACAGGCCGGCCUCUACUACCUCGGCGUGGGCGACCGGGUGCAGUGCUUCUGCUGCGGUGGCAUGCUGGCUGGUUGGGAACCGGGGGACGUCGCCUGGGCGGAACAUACCAAACAUUUCCCCUACUGCUUCUUCAUCCUCGGUCACGAUGUGGGCAAUGUCCCAUUCCAGGGGGGUACGGAAGAUAGCGGCAGCAGACAACACGCAAACGCUCGCGUCCCUAUGGGGAGGUUGGAGGAGAGGCUGAGCAGCUUUACAGGUGUCUUGCACCCCAUUGACCACGAGAGGCUUGCCACAGCUGGCUUCUACAGUGCAGGGCUUGGAGAAGACAAGGUGUUGUGUUUCUGCUGUGAUGGAGGCCUGAAAGGCUGGCAGCCUGAAGAAGACCCUUGGGAAGAACAUGCCAAACAUUACCCUGGAUGCAGCUUCUUGCUAGCAGAAAAAGGACAAGAAUUUGUCAACACUAUCCAGCUACAAGACCCACGGCGGAAUAGAGCUGCUUCAUUUUCGGGACAAGGGAAUGAGGUGCUGCAGUCGGCCAUGGCUCAGAAGGCCAUUGAGACGGGUCUGGAGCCCAGUGUGGUGGAGAAGACCAUCUUGGAGAAAAUCAACCAGACGGGCUCCAGCCACUCCUCCCUGGAAGAACUCAUGGAGGAUUGUCAGAACAACUCACAGGAGCUAGAUGAGGACCCCCUGAAGAAACUGCGGGAGCUGCAAAGGGAGAAACAGUGCAAAAUAUGUAUGGACAGAGAUAUUGCUGUCGUCUUCAUCCCGUGCGGACAUCUGGUCGCCUGUAAGAAGUGUUCGGAGUUGCUCGUCAAGUGUCCGAUCUGCUGCGGAGCCAUAAUGCAGAAGAUCCAGACCUACAUCGCAUAAAGGGGAAUCUCAGACUUAAAGUCAAUGCUGCUUUGUCACUUUAUUUAUAGUGUUGUAUUUUAAUACAAAAUGUAGAUUGCCUGUAAUAUAUUUAAGGAUCAUGUUCUUGUAUGAGAAUGAAAGUGAGUAAUUGCCCAGAGGCAACAAUAUUUUCACAAUCACUCAAAGGGUAAAUAGAUGUGAAUAUAAGAUGGGAUAAUACUGUACAUAGCUGAUGUUUUGUAUUGGCCUUUAAUGGGUACUCUAACUUGUUGAUUCACAUUUAAGAUAAAUUGCCAGUUUGCAACACUAUCUUGCCUGAGGUGCCUUUUCUCUAGGUUCAUGUACUUGUGUCUCAUUGUGUUUUAUUUUUAUAAUCUUUUUGACAGUAGCAUUUGCAAUUAACAUGGGAAGUGAUGUCCUUUUGUUUCAUUCACCUGCAUGCCUCCCUCAUAUAUUUAGUGUGGUUUACUUAUAGACUCAGUUUUCUCAUUGUGUGCUGCUCUGUAAAGGUAGAUCAUUAAUCCAUCAUAUUCUUUGUAACUGACCAAAUCAGCUGUAGUGUUGGGCCUAUAUACAAUCAUACCCUGCAAUGAAUCAGUGUUGUGUGAUGUUAUUUGACCAUGCCAACAUGCAAUCUGUUGUCAUCAAAAAGUGAAUAAAUUGUCAUUUUUGGACUUGG